CUGCCGCGGUUCGUUAGUCCAGUUGUCUACGGCCUGCGUGACCAGACCUUCAGGAGAUACGUGAGAAGGUCUUAGUCAAGUAUGAGCUCGUCAGUGGCCAACACAACGUUUCCUCAGUUCAUGCUCAUCAGGGAUACCUACACCACAGCGUUUGUGAAGAACCUGAUCGUGGUCCUGGUCUGGAUCACCCUCAGUUACAUCAAUAGCACCUUGGUCGCUACUUUUUUUAGACACCAGACUUUUUACGAAGACCCUCGUUACAUCCUCUUCAUCCACAUGGUGAUCAACGAUGCCAUCCAGCUGACCGUCACGAUCACCCUUUUUGUCCUCAGCUACAUCUUCUACAAGAUCAACGUGUCGUUCUGCUGCUUCUUCAUCCUCGUGGCGGUCUUCACCACCAGAAACACCCCGGUCAACUUAGCCAGCAUGGCCAUAGAGCGCUACAUUGCCAUUUGCGAGCCUUUGCGUCACUCCCAAAUCUGCACAGUGAGACGGACUUAUAUCGUCAUCGGGUGGAUUUGGUUCAUAUGUGUAGCUCCAGAUAUUACAGAUCUGUUUGUGACGCUGGCAACAGAGUCCCUGAGCUUCUUCCACGAGUCGGUGUUCUGCUUACGGCAGAAUGUGUUCAAAGACCCGAUCCUGGCUUACAAGAGACAAGCCUUUGACAUCAUCUACUUCUCCUGUGUGUUCCUGAUUCUGGUCUUCACCUACUUGAGGAUCAUGUUUGCAGCCCGGGCCCUCUCCACAGAGAAGAUGUCAGCCCAGAGAGCCAGGAACACCAUCCUGCUCCACGGGGCCCAGCUCGCCAUGUGCAUGCUGUCCUACAUCUCCCCCAGCGUGGAGGUGGUUCUGCAUCUAAUCUUCCCCGGCCGGAUCCUAGAAAUCAGAUAUGCAAACUACCUGAUCGUUUACAUCCUGCCCCGCUUCCUGAGCCCGAUAAUCUACGGCGUCAGAGACAAAAAGUUCAGGAAGCACUUCAAGAUGUAUCUUCUGAGCAACAGGCUCAGAUUUCGGGCAGUGGACCCCAGGAACAACAAAUGA
Molecule: messenger RNA, 1041 nt
Organism: Larimichthys crocea (large yellow croaker)
Lineage: Eukaryota; Metazoa; Chordata; Actinopteri; Sciaenidae
Product: odorant receptor 131-2-like
Exons: 4
Coding region: 82-1041 (319 amino acids)
Biological process (GO): G protein-coupled receptor signaling pathway; detection of chemical stimulus involved in sensory perception of smell
Cellular component (GO): membrane
Molecular function (GO): odorant binding; G protein-coupled receptor activity; olfactory receptor activity
Source: RefSeq, a predicted model, not a curated record